AUGGCUGCACUAACCCCUCCAGAGGGUCAGUCACGGGAGAUGUUCUUCCUCAGCAGAAUGAGCGAGCAGUUAGAGAAUCAACCUGACAUCAUUCUGCCAGUGGGGACAGUGACGAGUGUCCUUUCCACGGCCCUGUCUGUCGCAGACAGCAUGUCCCCUGCGAAGGGUGGGGGCAGCAGCUCAGAGGCGGCCAGUGUCCUCCUGAAAGUCUCUGAAAGGCUGGUGUCGGCCCUGGUUGAGCCCACGCAGACACAGUCCACAAAAACUGUGAAGACGCCUGCCAUGGGAUCUGCUGCUGCUGUGUUCAUGUCUGUUAAUGGGAUGGAGAAGCUUAUGAGCUCCAGUUUCUUCAAGACUGAAAACAUCACAGAAAUGUACUCUGACAUCAUCUCUGCCACAUUGCCCAAAACCAAUGACACAAAGCUCCCUGAGCCUGUUAACUUCACACUCCUCCACAAAAAGGGUAGUCCUCAGCCUGGGCUGCUGACCUGUGUGUACUGGGAGGACAGGGGGACGGAGAAGCAGUGGUCAGUGGAGGGGUGCACAGCCUCCUUCUCCAAUGAGAACUACACAGUAUGCAGCUGCUCCCACCUCUCCACCUUUGCCCUGAUCCUGCAGACGGCAGAGGGUGGUGAAAAGGACAGCCAGCUGCUGGAGUGGGUCAACCUGGUCUGUGUGUGUGUGGGCCUGGCCUUCCUCGGCCUCGCCAUCCUCUCCUUCCUGCUCUGCAGCUGGAACCCAAAGAUCAACAACACCGCCCGCCUCCACCUCUGUAUCUGCCUCUUCCUGGCUCAGCUGCUCUUCCUGGUGGGCGUGUCCCGGACUGAGAAUGCACUGGUGUGCUCAGCCAUUGCCGGCAUUCUGCACUUCUUCUUCCUGUCCGGCUUUGUGUGGAUGCUGCUGGAGACAGUGCAGCUCUACCUGCUGGUCAGGGGCCUGACCAAGGUGCAGGUCAUCCAGAGGGAGGGGCUGAGGAGGCGGUACCUGCUGCUGAUUGGCUAUGGAGCUCCCCUAGUGGUGGUGGGAGUGUCUGCAGGGGUCUUCCCAGACGGCUAUGGUAGCAAAGAACAGUGCUGGUUAAACAAAGAUCAUUACUUCCAGUGGAGCUUUAUUGGUCCAGUUUGCGCUAUUCUUGCAUUCAACUGGAUAUUAUUUUGUGUGAUUCUUUGGAGCCUGCGGACUACACUGGCUAACAUGAAGAGUGACAUCUCCCAGGCAAAAGACACCAGGCUGAUCAUCUUUAAAAUUCUGGCCCAGUUUUUCAUUUUGGGCUGUGCCUGGAUCCUGGGAUUUUUCCAGUCCACCACCAUGUUAAAAUACCUCUUCAUCGUCCUCAACUCACAGCAGGGCACCUUCAUCUACAUUGUUCACUGCCUGCUCAACAAAGAUGUACGAGAAGAGUACAAGAGAUGGCUGACAUGUCAGUGUAAAGCUACGGAGGGUGGUACGCAGGAGGACCUACCUGCAGUGGCCUCCAGAGCCUUGUCAGCAAAAUAG
Megalops cyprinoides (Indo-Pacific tarpon) is the source of this 1497-nucleotide messenger RNA. Its product is annotated as adhesion G protein-coupled receptor E3-like. The transcript has 13 exons. Gene Ontology annotation, molecular function: G protein-coupled receptor activity. Gene Ontology annotation, biological process: cell surface receptor signaling pathway; adenylate cyclase-activating G protein-coupled receptor signaling pathway. NCBI's taxonomy places the organism in Eukaryota, Metazoa, Chordata, Actinopteri, Elopiformes, Megalopidae. Gene Ontology annotation, cellular component: membrane. The record is from RefSeq and is a predicted model, not a curated record. The coding region runs from base 1 to 1497 and encodes 498 amino acids.